AUGAUCAACUCUACUCAGGUUUCAUAUUUCAUACUGACUGCGUACCUUGACUCUGGACCUUUGAAAUAUUUGUAUUUUAUGAUCAUUUUAUCUUUAUACAUGCUGAUAGUUAUUUCCAAUGUGUUUCUCAUUGUGGUUAUCUGUAUGAACAGAAGCUUACAUGAACCUAUGUACCUUUUCCUGUGCAGCCUGUUUGUAAAUGAACUGUAUGGUAGUACAGGGUUGUUUCCAUUCCUUCUGCUUCAGAUCCUCUCUGACAUUCACACUGUUUCUAAAGCUUUUUGUUUCCUGCAGAUCUUCUGUUUGUACUCUUAUGUUAAUGUCGAAUUUUUCAACUUAGCCAUCAUGUCUUAUGACAGAUAUCUUGCUAUCUGUUUUCCUCUGCAAUAUAACACACGUAUGUCACCUCAUAAGACAAGAAUACUUAUUGCUGUAACAUGGCUGUUCUCUUUUCUUGCAAUUAUUGCUUUGCUGUCUUUAAGUGCUCCUUUACAGUUUUGUGGAAACAUUAUUAACAGACUUUACUGUGGAAACUACCCCAUUGUUAAACUGGCAUGCUUCGACACCAGAGUCAAUAACAUCUAUGGACUAAUUUAUACUGUUAUUUCAAUUUGUAUUCCUCUGAUUUUAAUUCUUUACACGUACUUAAAGAUUCUUAGAGUUUGUUUUUCUGGUAGUAAACAGACCAGACAGAAAGCUGUCAGUACCUGCACACCUCACCUUGUUUCCCUGCUCAACUUCUCUUUUGGAUGUUGUUUUCAAAUAUUACAGAGCAGGUUCGAUGUGAGCACAGUACCAAAUGUUCUGCGAGUAUUUAUUUCUUUAUACUUUCUAACAUGCCAGCCACUCUUCACUCCUCUACUGUAUGAGCUGAACAUGUCUCAAAUCCCUCUGAUAUGUAAAUGUCUGUUUUAUGAGGCCUCAGAGGCCCACAUCCACAAGAUCUUCAACUCCCGUCACCAGAGGAAUUCAUCCUUCUUCCUGUGUGAGGACAUGAAAACUGAGUGGACCAUGUUCAGGACCUCAAUUGUGGAAAUGGCUGCCAGUAGUUGUGGCUUAAAGGUUAUCGUUACCUGUCAGGACUGCAAACCGAGAACCCACUGGUGUCGAGCUGAAGGAGGAGGCCCCAUCUGGCUCAAGGGUCUUCUGAAGCAGCAGAAGGGUUCUGACGGGCCAAAAAGGCAGCAACUCGAGUGGUUACUGAAACAAAAACCUGGGGGUGGGAGGAUUUAG
Messenger RNA from Scomber japonicus (chub mackerel), 1233 nucleotides. RefSeq names its product olfactory receptor 11A1-like. The record is from RefSeq and is a predicted model, not a curated record. Gene Ontology annotation, molecular function: olfactory receptor activity; G protein-coupled receptor activity. Gene Ontology annotation, biological process: G protein-coupled receptor signaling pathway. Bases 1 to 1233 code for a protein of 410 amino acids. NCBI's taxonomy places the organism in Eukaryota, Metazoa, Chordata, Actinopteri, Scombriformes, Scombridae. The transcript is spliced from 4 exons. Gene Ontology annotation, cellular component: membrane.